AUGUACCGGCUGGCCGCCUGCUGCCUGCUUGUCCUCGGAUGCCUGCGGCCGCUCCUCUCUCUCCCGGCCCCGCACUCCGGGGCGGGGCCCCUGCGGCUCUCAGCAGCUGAUGGAGGCGGGUCACCGCGGGGCGAACUGGACAGCGCGUCCCUGUCCCUUCUGCACGGGCUGCUGGGGACGUCCGGGGCGGAGGCGGCCGAGGGGCUCAGGAGAGCAGCUCCUGGCACGUGCCGGCUCUCCUGGCACUCGGGCAUCUUCUUCCGCACAGACUUUUAUUUGGGGGAGGGGGCAUUAUGCGGUUUCUAUCCCGGCACCAACGUGUAUAACCCGAGAGGAAACACGAGAAGGCUUCAGGCUUCCUCUGGACCAGGCCCCGGCGUUUCCCUGAAUCGCCUUUUGGCCCGAAUCAGGGAGCAGCGUGGGAAGCGCGGGCACCCCUCCGAGUGCUUCUGGAAAUACUGCGUCUGA
This is a messenger RNA of Eptesicus fuscus (big brown bat), 468 nucleotides long. It is a transcript of the gene UTS2, whose product is annotated as urotensin 2. Lineage: Eukaryota; Metazoa; Chordata; Mammalia; Chiroptera; Vespertilionidae. The coding region runs from base 1 to 468 and encodes 155 amino acids. The record is from RefSeq and is a predicted model, not a curated record. The transcript is spliced from 5 exons. Gene Ontology annotation, biological process: blood vessel diameter maintenance; regulation of blood pressure. Gene Ontology annotation, molecular function: hormone activity. Gene Ontology annotation, cellular component: extracellular region.